Gadus morhua (Atlantic cod) is the source of this 3301-nucleotide messenger RNA. It is a transcript of the gene pid1, whose product is annotated as phosphotyrosine interaction domain containing 1. The transcript is spliced from 3 exons. NCBI's taxonomy places the organism in Eukaryota, Metazoa, Chordata, Actinopteri, Gadiformes, Gadidae. Bases 185 to 850 code for a protein of 221 amino acids. Gene Ontology annotation, biological process: regulation of reactive oxygen species metabolic process; negative regulation of insulin receptor signaling pathway; negative regulation of D-glucose import across plasma membrane. The record is from RefSeq and is a predicted model, not a curated record. Gene Ontology annotation, cellular component: cytoplasm.
GGCGGCACGGUGUACUAUAUGCGGGCGGAGCAACGUAGUCUUCCUACGGAUCCAUUGGAAUUCACUGUCCGCUAUUCAGCUCGGACUGAAGGAGGGAGGAAAGCGGCAAAGACGAGCAGAUGUUAACUGGACUACAAAAGAGAACAAGCUGUAGUUAAGGCGGAAAACCUUCGAUUCGUCUAAUAUGUGGCAGCCUGCGUCGGAGCGAUUGCAGCACUUCCAGACCAUGCUGAAGACCAAGCUGAAUGUGCUGACGCUGAGGAAGGAGCCGUUGCCCACGGUGAUCUUCCAUGAACCCGAGGCCAUCGAGCUGUGCUCCACCAAUCCGCACGCGAAGAGCAGGACUCACGCCGGAUACAAGGUGAACUACCUGGGCAAGGUGACCAUCACCGGGACCCAGUUCCUGUCGGGCUGCACGGAGUCGGCGGUGAUGGGGCUGGUGGAGCGCCGAGGGCGGGCCCCGACGCAAGGCACCAACGCCCUGUUGGAAAUCCGGCCCUUCCAGGUGCGCCUCCACCACCUGGACGACCACAACGAGGCCUCUGUAACCAUGGACACGUACCAGGUGGCGCGGAUAGCCUACUGCACGGCGGACCACGGCGUGCGGCCAAACGUGUUCGCCUGGAUCUACCGGGAGAUCAGCGACGACCUGUCGUUCCAGAUGCACUGCCACGCCGUGGAGUGCCAGAGCAAGCUGGAGGCCAAGAAGCUGGCCCACUCCAUGAUGGAGGCCUUCCGCAAGACAUUCCACAGCAUGCGCAGCGACGGACGGAUCCACAAGAGCGGCUCCUCGGACGACUUUGCAGAGGAUUCCUCCAUCGCAGAGGACAUCACCCCUGACGAUGGUUGAAGAAGAAGAAGAAGAAGAGCGACCACCCCCCCCCCCCCCCAUCACCCCCUCCCACACACACACACACACGCACUACACACACACACCCACACCCCCCAAACCCAACCCAAACACAAGGGGGGGGUGACUGGAUACAUAUAAGAGACCACCUCUGUCUCUGAUUGUCCCUUACACGUUUUCUUUCUUUUAAAGUAUCUUAAUACGGAGUAUGUAUGUAAAGGACAUGUUUCUAUUUUUUUUUAACUCAACUAAAUUAAGUGGGCUUUAAUGAAACGGGUUUGGCAUAAAUCAUUGCUUAUUAGUAGGUAACCCUCCAGUCUAAAUGGGACCUUGAAGCACAAGCCCGAUAUAGUAUGUCCAUAAGAGAUUUGCCUGACUAUUAAGAUACUGGUCCUCCACCACUGUCCUGUCUCUGACGUAGGUCAUGGUUCUUAAGCUUUUUUAGACUGAGACUAGAUUACAUUUUUUCCUUCUUUUGAGUAAGGGGAAAAAUGAAAGAAAGGACAGCGAUAUGUCUUCCUUAGGGAGACACAUAAUAUACUUUGUUUCAUCCGUUAGUUUGUCCCGUUUUUAGUCCUGGCUCACAUAAAAAAAAAAACAUUCUAUUUUUUUGUAGAUUACUACCAGAAUAGUAUAUGUGUCCUUAUUGUAGAAAAUGAGGAUGUGGAAAAACGUAUUUGGUUGUUGUCACUACAGUACUUUCUAGGUGUCGGUGGAUUGUGUUGCCCUCAUCUAAAGACCAGAACAGCGGGACUUUUACCUGUGUCUGAGUGCUUUUAAAGGGUUGAUAAAUAAAAAAAUAAGAUUUUUAAAAUACGGAGAAUAUGUACAGGGUGUACGUCUAAGAGAAGACAUUGCUGAUAUUUUAGCUAAGUUUUAUAUGAUUGGAAGUACUCAUUAGGCCAUACGACCGGGCCGACAAACCGAGUCACCUUGAUCACUCCCAUCUGAUGUGGUGUGACUGUGCUAGCCGGUGUCAGGCUGUGUCCCUUGCCUGUCGAUACUUGUGCCUCACACUUUAUUCUCACUGUAGGUUGGCGUCUCAUAGUCGUGUCCCAAUCUAUCGUGCGAGUGUGUGCGAAUGCAUCCACACGCGUGCCAACAUUUUACAGUAUUUGUGUCUAAGUGUAUUUGCUUAGUCCCAGUGUGUAUGAAUGUACACAAGAGUGUUUUGUAGGAGAGGGCCGAGUUUUAAAGAAAGAGGGAGGGAGGCCGGGGGAGAAGGCCAAGCUAGGUACGGGGAGGAGGAGCAAACUAUGUAUGGCCUGAUAAUGAUCAAAGUGUAUCAGAGCUGUCCUGCAGCAUCCAGUUCUGAUGCCUCAGCUGACAUUGAUUUAACUUUGAAGAUGGUACCACGACCAGUUGCCAUAUAUAUCAUGAUUUCCAUGAUUUUUCUUUUUUUCUAUAAACCUUAAAUCGGUACGUGAAUAUGAGAUAUCACAGAGACGGAAGUUAUUUAGGACCCCUAGAACUCAGCCGUCCAACAGAAUGCCUGAAGCUUCCUGGCCUCUGCUGAAUGUAUGAUGAGUCCAAUGUGCUGCAAGCUCCUCCCCGCCUCUCGAGUUACUCCAUUCCUUGAUAUCUCCUAGCUGGAACAAUGGAACAUGGUUCUCUGCUGUGGCCACGGCUCAGGCUUUUACACUCACACAAGCAGACAAAUGCAACAGAGGGCCUCCACCACAUGUGUAGGCUUCUUGACUGCGUCUGGGAGCAAUCUCACAUAGACUCAUUCUCCCCUGGUGCAAAAAUUCAACUGAAUGACCCGAGUGGCCAUUUUGAUAGAGGCAGAUGAAGGCGCUCAGGUCCAACAGAGCCUCGACCUUCUCCUAGCUUGACCGUCAAACAUGCUGGACUCUCUUAAGUGGGAGAAAAAUUGGGUUUGUGACUCGGCAGAAUGAUCAGAUGGCUUUGGUCAGUACAUAUAUAAAUAUAUAAAUACAUAUAUAUAUAUAUAUAUAAAUUUACAUUGUAUUUGAAACUCACUCAAUAAGCUUAUGUAAAUACAAAUGUAUCAAUUUCCAAAUAUAGGCUAACAGCAUAAUUGUUGACAGCUAUUUUGAAUAAAAUGUGGAGAAUCAACCAUCCUACGAUACAGAAACAGUGUUAUUAAGCCUACUGUGAAUAUCUGGCCAGCCUGGUAAUUGCUGUGUGUGUGUGUGUGCGUGUAUGGUGUUGGAUUACAUCAUAAUGUGCGCGUGUCUGAGGGGUGAGUUAUUGUCCGGAGGGGGGGGGUACAUGUGGCGGGGUAUCUAUACGUGGCCUGCAACUGAUGAAGGCCAGAAGGGGAGAGAGCGUUUAUAAAACUGUAGAUUACUGUGUCCUGUCUGUCUGAACGCUCAGACGUGCUUUAAAUGUUUUACAGAAAAAAAUGUUACCAUAAGUGUUUUCUAUACAGUGUUUGCAAAAGAUCAAGAAACAAUUACAUAUAAACUAUUUACCAAGACCAAUUUA